CCGAGGAGAGGCAGCAUCAAGAUUGCCAUGUCUCGCAUCCGGCCAGCCCACGUGCGUCGGCUGGUUGCUGCGGGAAGUCCCGGAGCCCGCCGACAUGGAUAAUGUUCCAAGACGCCACGAGGAGGAGCUGGAGAUGGGGCUGAGACUCGGCCGCGAGGUGGCCGACCCUCCGGGUGAACGGGAGGAGACCAGGCGACACGUCGAGUGGAGGCGACACCGACUGCGGUGGACUUGGGGCUGCAGGGACUUUUGGCGUGCUGUGGAAAUGGCGACGAGAACGUUAAUCCUCGGCCUCAUACUUCUCGUCACGCCGGGACUUUGCAACCAUCAAGACGCGGUGCACAUAACGGCCAUCCUCGGCGAAAGCGUGGUGUUCAACUGCCAUGUGGAGUUCCCAGACCACAACCCGGUGCCGUACGUCCUCACCUGGCGCAAGAAGAUUAACGACGAGGUACGAUAUCGGGCUUCGGCCCAGCAGGGUGGCGGCCCCUCCCUCCUCGCCGUUCGCGAGCUGAGGGGGUGGCCGCCCUUCGCCAAGGGUGCGCUCCUGGUGCCAGCCAACUCGCCGGGCGCGCAACUCCUACCGGAGUACCUGCGUAAAGAGCUCGCACGCCACCACGGCAAGCAUACCGAGCAGGACCAGUCGAUCGACGUAGGAUUCUUGGGUAAGGAGAUACCGAUAUACAUAUGGUACGAAGCAUACCCGGCGCACAAUGGUGCAGGAUACGAAGGUCGCGUGUCCAAGGUCAGUCCCGACUCGCACUACGGGGUUGCGAGCCUCAAUCUAACCAACAUCCAGGAAAGCGAUCAAGGCUGGUACAAAUGUAUCGUCGCCUUUCUCAAUCGGUCGCCCAACAAUAAGAAUGGUACCUGGUUUCACCUCGACGUUCACGCACCACCUGCGUUCACAAUAACGCCCGAGGAGAUGAUCUAUGUAAAUCUAGGCGACGCGAUUAUCCUAAAUUGCCAAGCGAUGGGAACGCCAAAACCGGAAAUUCUCUGGUUCAAGGAUGAAAGUCCGGUGGAGCCCUCGUCGACGAUCAAGAUCAUGAACGAUGGCACCGAGCUCAGGAUCUCGAUGAUUAAGACAGAGGACAUUGGCGAUUACACUUGCCUCGCGCGUAAUGGCGAGGGACAGAUAAGUCAUACUGCCCGCGUUAUCAUAGCAGGCGGGGCAGUGAUAACAAUACCACCGACGAACGAAACUAAACGCGAGGGUGAAAAAGUCAUGUUCUCGUGCGAGGCUAAAGCUUUGCCGGGUAACGUGACGGUGCGCUGGUAUCGCGAAGGGGCCCUAAUCUCCGACGUCUCGGAGCUGGACACCCGAGCCUCGGUCAAAAUGAACGGGAGCCUCGUCAUUGAUCCCGUGAGAGCCGACGACUCCGGCAUGUACCUGUGCGAGGUCACCAACGGCAUCGGCGAGCCGCAGACAGCGAGCGCUUAUCUCAACGUCGAAUACUCAGCAAAAGUGACGUUCAAUCCAACGACCCAGUACCUCCCGUUCCGCAUGGCCGGGGUCGUGCACUGCUACAUAAAGGCGAACCCGCCCUUGCAGUACGUGACCUGGACCAAGGACAAGCGACUCCUCGAGCCCUACCAAAUAAACGACAUAAUUGUCAUGACGAACGGCUCGUUGCUAUUCACGCGAGUGAAGGAGGACCACGAGGGUAUGUACGUCUGCACCCCGUACAACGCACAUGGGACGCAGGGCAGCUCCGCGGCUAUGGAGGUGCUCGUUCGCAACCCCCCGGUAUUCACUAUCGACCCCCAGCCGAUGUAUCAGCGCAAGGUCAGCGAAACCGUGGAGAUGCACUGUGACGCCCAGGAAUCCGAGGGUACGGAGAAGCCAAUCAUCACCUGGCAAAGGAAAGACGGUGAGCCAUUGCCGCGUAACCGCGCCAAAGUCAUCGGUGGCAACUUGACAAUCGAGAGCCUGCGACGCCAGGACUUCGGUGCGUACCAGUGCGUAGCAGCCAACGAGGUGGCGACCAUAAUGAAAACGACGCAACUAAUUGUCGAAGGGACGCAGCCGCACGCACCACACAACGUCACUGGAACCGCCGACAAGUUCUCCGUCUCGCUAUCCUGGCUACCCGGAUACUCGGGCGGACCCGACUAUAAACAGGAUUACACGAUCUGGUAUCGAGAAGAAGGCGCUCAAGAUUGGAAAACGAUUCCAGUAACGCCUUCCGGAAGUACAACUGUAACAAUAAGCAGGCUACAAUCAGGAACAAAUUAUGAAUUUCAAGUCGUCGGGAAAAAUGCUCUUGGAGACGGAAUGUUCAGCAAAGUUAUAACUGUUAAAACUCUAGAUGUCGGAUUACAAAAAUCGACAAUACCAACAUCGAGUUCCGGAAAUCAGCCAUUAGGAGCAGAAGCAGACCAAAUCGGUGGACCAAGGCCUGGACCUCCAAGGAACGUAUCUGUCGCGGAAAUAAGUAAUGGAUUUCUUAUAACCUGGAUGCCUCCUCUUGAGAGGAGUCAUCUUGUCAAAUUUUACACCAUUAACUUUAAAACCGACGGACCAUGGAAAACUCUUAAUAAGGGUCAAAUUCGACCAGAAGAUACAAGUUAUCUGAUGAAAAACUUGGUCGGCGGCAGAACGUACUAUUUCGUUGUUUUCGCCAACGCAACGGACAGUGCCGGUGUGAGCGAUCAAAUAAAAUAUUCCGUGCCGGCACGCGUCAAACAAAAAGCCAUAACUGCCGGCGUAGUCGGCGGAAUCCUCUUUUUCAUCGUCGCGAUAAUCCUUAGCAUAUGCGCGGUCAAGAUCUGCAACAAGAGAAAGCGACGAAAACAGGAGAAAGAACUGCUUUCAGCGUAUAACAUGGUGACCUGCCGGGUAACGGACGCCCGAAAUGGCGCAGGGCAGGGGCCCCAGGGAACAGUGCCUUUGAAAAAAUCUAGAAAAAGCCGAGUACCAGGUCUGAGCCUUCUACGGGAAAUAAUCAGCCCAGCGACGCCGGAUCUUAGCCGCCGCUGCCGGCCACUCGGGAAGAUCAGCCGAGCAGCCGACGGGCGUUUCGUCAUCGCAGACUCGGUCAUGUCCUCGGCCAACAACAGCAUCCUCGAUGCCUCGAGCAGCGACGACGGUGGCUUUCUGCCGAAGCAGCACCACCGUCUCAAGUCCUCUUGGCGCCGGCCCCUCGUCGGCACCAGCCAACUAAGCCUGCGCUCCGAGGGCAGCGGCCUCUCGAUCGCCCAAACCCCCAGCGGUCACCACCUCCUCGACGGUCCGAUAAAUCCCCUUGGCUGCCCGACCCUCGGCCCCGAUCCCGCUGUCUCGCCUCGUUUCCUCGCGAGCUCACCCAGCCAAGGACCCCGGUCCGCCCCCUGGACGUCGCCCGUCUACCUGAGCGACCUCAGCUCGGUACGUCAACCAAACUCCUCCGUGGAGCGAAGCGCCUCGGCCUUCCCGACGCCGCCGAGUUAUAUCCAACUGCGCACCGUCCACCAACGCUACAGUCAAGAGCUGCCCUCGCUCAAAGCCAUUCACGCGGAGUCUCAGCGCUUCGCGCCGGUGCAACCGCUGGCGACGUCUUCGCCACCACAAACGGCGGGCCGACCCCGGGCUCGCUUGCCUCCGAGGCACGCGAGGCACGCGCGUUCCGCUCCCGAGCUCGCUGCCUCACCUGACCUCGAAACAUCCCCGGAGAGCCGCUCCAGUAGCUCGGGUUUCGGUAGCAAGAAUACCUCCCAGCAGAACCAGAGCUCCCGCAGUGGCAGCACCGUCGCCGAAUGGCGGCCACCCCCGUACCGGCCUCCGCCCCCGCCACUCUCCGUUGGCCGCUGGCUCGAGCUCCAGGACCAACACCAUCCGGCACUCAAGGCCGCCCUCAACGCCCAAAGCGCGGCCAACGGGGACGCCGGCAGCGUCGACGGCCAUUACGAAUUCGAUCCAGUGUCCUGCACCCCGACGCCAACUACGGCCUCGACGCCAACGCGAGAGGAGCGGCCCCCGGUACACCAGAUGCACCACCAACUGCCGCAGAUUCAUCAAGUGCAUACGGCGCAGCAGAGUGAUCAGCAGCCAGCGAGCGCCCGCUACUCCAGGGACAACAUCGAGGCUCGGGUCCAAGCGAUGAAGGCCGAGUUUCACCAGUUCAGACAAAGACAGGCUAAGAGGCGACAGAGUGCCCAUCUCGAGAGCGCCUGCUGAUCCUCGGGAAAGUACCUCGCCCACGAUGAAAGGGCUCCUCUUAUAUCCGACAGUUCGGUGGUAGAGGGCGCGACGAGGAUGUACGAGACUUCCGACG
Ceratosolen solmsi marchali is the source of this 4256-nucleotide messenger RNA. Its product is annotated as protein turtle. The transcript has 13 exons. Gene Ontology annotation, biological process: cell-cell adhesion. Gene Ontology annotation, molecular function: protein binding. The record is from RefSeq and is a predicted model, not a curated record. Lineage: Eukaryota; Metazoa; Arthropoda; Insecta; Hymenoptera; Agaonidae. Bases 95 to 4159 code for a protein of 1354 amino acids.